This is a messenger RNA of Phytophthora sojae, 1677 nucleotides long. RefSeq lists its product as hypothetical. The record is from RefSeq and is a predicted model, not a curated record. NCBI's taxonomy places the organism in Eukaryota, Oomycota, Peronosporomycetes, Peronosporales, Peronosporaceae. Gene Ontology annotation, molecular function: protein binding. The coding region runs from base 1 to 1677 and encodes 558 amino acids. The transcript is spliced from 8 exons.
AUGAAGCGCCUCGGGACGCAGCCGAUCACGGCCUUCUUCCCGCGCAAGCAGGUGCGGCGCAUCAGCAUCGAGUCCGACCCAGAGCAGCAGCAGACGCAAGCCGGACGCAGCGCCGCCGCCCGUCGAGACGCGCGCGAAGACCUGACGGGCAUUCUGCAGCGCCGGGAGCUCGUGGGCUGCGCGUCCACGCGGCAGCUCGUCGGGGGCCUGCGGGGUCCGAGACGCCGCCGCAAGCAGCAGCUGGUGCGCUGGGCGCUCACGCACUUCCAGCGGCUCCCGGUGGAGCUGCAGCUGCCGCCCCAUUGGGAGCGCCAGGCCGGCGCCAUGAGCACCGAGACGUUCUACGCCAGCUGCCUCGAGUUCGAUGCGCAGGGGGUCCUCCUGGCCGCGGGGGCGUCCAACGGCAUCGUCGCGCUCUACGACUUUGACGACGUGUUCCACCGCAGCUUGAACCUCGGACAGGUAGAGCAGGAUCAAGGAAAAAUUCGGGGAAUUCAUACAAUUUUCACUCCAUUUGAAGUCAAGUGCAUUCGUUGGAAUCCAGUUAAUGAGGACGAGAUUUCGGUGUCGUUUUCGAACCGCAACGAGAUUCAUGUCUUCAAUCUGCGCAAGUUUCCUAGCAAACCGCACAAGGUGCUGAAGAGCUCGAACCACCCGUCCAGCGGGUACAACGACAUGCUGUACCUUCCUGCGACCGAGUCGAAGCUUUCGAACGCGCUCCAAAUCGGUGCGACAAAAGCGAAGCCACGCGCAGGAGGUUGCAGUGUCAUCGCUGGAGAUAUCGAUGGGGCUAUCCGCAUGUGGGAUACCCGGUUCCCGUUGCGGCCAGUGUGGAGCAUUCCCACAGGAUCGCAACCGAUUAACGCGCUGGUGCUGUCUCCGAACAAACAGUUUAUCAUCUGCGGCAACGAGGCUGGGGUGGUUAUGACGUACGACAUACAGCACAAGUCUGUCCCAGCAUUUGGCUCGAAACCCGUGCCGCAGCGAAAAGCAGCAUUCAGCAUCAUGGAAGCGAUCAGGCCAUUUUUAUCAUCUGCGGGGAUUGAGGCGGUAAUUCUCUCGAACCGAUCCGGCUCACCCGGCAUCACCUCGAUGCGCUUGGUACCGAAUGCAGAGACGCAGGUGCUGUGUCAGUUGCGGAAUGAUUGGGUCGUGGUCAUCGACUACCUGCUUGGAUCAGUCAUAAAGCUUCAUACGUUCAUCCGAGGUCUAAAACUGAGAGAGAAGUCAAAGGCAGAAGCCUCGCCAUCGGUGCUGUCGAUGGCUAGUGAGAACCAGUAUCAUCGGGACUUCUUGCCUAGCUCGUUACGGAAUUCAUGGCUCUCCUGCCAUCGUUGCAGAGGCACGUUCUUGUUCGAUGAAUCGAUCAUGUGUACCGGGAUCCACGACACCACGAGCUUGAACGUGAUCGAUUUACAGCAGCUGCGACGCAUCAAGACCCAGCCAGCAACAAAACGUGAGGAUGGAAAAGUUGAAGUCGAUGGGGUAAGAAACAGCACGCCAGGUCCUGAAUUGCCUGCGAUAGAGCGGCUUGAUCGAUUCCGCAUCCCUAUGAGCAGCAUCAUGACUGCUGUGGCAGCUCACCCGAACCAGCAUUCGGUAAUAUGCGGCGGCGAAAACAUGAGGCUGCAGAUCAUGGGUGUUAUGGGCCAAUUUAAAUAUGAGUGCCAGGAGUGA